AUGUUUGGGAGGCAUGGUAGCUACUGCUGCUGCAUAUGCCUGUGCUGCAUCACCUACUUCUUUAUCUUCCUAGCCUUCAUCAUAUUCUGGUUGAUCUUCCUUCCCCAAGAACCCAAGUUCGUCAUCACCGAUGUCUCUCUCACACAAUUCAAUUUCACCAGCACCAACAACACUCUCCACUACAACCUUACCCUCAACAUCAACAUCAGAAACCCUAACAAAAAGGUAGGUAUAGACUAUCGACGCAUCCUAGUCAUUGCCAACUACAGGAAAAAGAGGUUUGCUUUGGUGAGAUUGAAUUCGACACCAUUUUACCAAGGCCACAUGAACACGACAAUUGUGCAUGUAGAUCUUCAAGGGCAGCAAUUGAUGAAGUUUGGGGAAAGUGAUCUUUCCAAGUUUAACUCGGAGACUGCUACCGGGGUGUACAGCAUUGACGUGAAGAUUGCUCUUCGGAUAGGAAUCAGGUUCGGACAGAUGAAGACGGGUUAUUUCAAGAUUCCAAGGAAGCGUGACUGCAAGUUGAAGGUUCCUUUGAGUACUUCAAUUAAUGGAACAGUUUCGAAUGAUUUCAAGACUACUGAUUGUAUGAGUUUUAAAUUUCUUCAAAAUGAACAAAUGUAUAAAAUUCGAGUAUGA
This is a messenger RNA of Pyrus x bretschneideri (Chinese white pear), 639 nucleotides long. Its product is annotated as NDR1/HIN1-like protein 10. Gene Ontology annotation, cellular component: plasma membrane. The transcript has a single exon. Bases 1 to 639 code for a protein of 212 amino acids. The record is from RefSeq and is a predicted model, not a curated record. Lineage: Eukaryota; Viridiplantae; Streptophyta; Magnoliopsida; Rosales; Rosaceae.